CGAUCAUUUAGGUCUACACUGCGGGAGUUUCAUUUUAGAAGAUGAUGACUGUAUACUAAUUAACUAGUACAUUACUUCCUUUACCACCUUCGUUUGUUCGAAGUUCCACCGUCUACAACACCUCGCCGAUGUACAUGAUAUUUGGCGCAAGGGAAAUUGAACAUGUUGAACAAGGAAAGGCUCUUAGGAUUUCUGUUUGUCAUCAAUAUUAUUCUGAUUAUUUUGUAUAUCAUGUAUUUGUCCCAUGAUCAGCAUGCAAACAAAUCUGAUCAGACACUUCCUUACAAGGCACAUUCCCUGGGCAGGAGUCAUUACCAAAGUAAAACUGAGCAGUCAGUAAAAAACGUUGCUGUCAGUAAUACAAUAACGAAUUUUGAAGUUAUACCCUCCAGAAGUGAUCUAACAAACAAUUCUUAUUUUAUCAAGACUGGUUUAAAUAAGGCUUAUUUUUGGCUUGAGAGGAAACAUGAUUCACAAUAUGAAGGUAUACAGAGGCUGAAAGAAUACUGUAACAGCCCAUAUGAUAAAGUAUCAGGGGAAGAAGGUGUUGUUCCAACGGACUAUAAAGUUGUGUCUGUCCAUGUAUUAAUACGUCACGGUGAUAGGACACCAAUGAUCCCAGUAAACAACUUAAACAUUAGCUGCAACUUCGAUGAUAUUGUCAAUAGGAGUAUAUUACUUCAGCGAUAUCUUGAAUAUAUGAAAUCAUAUGCAGUAUGGAAGAACAAUCCAUUUUCUGCCAUAUUAUCUCCCUUCCCCAAUUCUGCUGUGUGUUCUCUUUCACAGCUUACAGGGCAAGGUGCAAUGCAGCAUCUAAACAAUGGAGAUUUUUUAAGAAAUGUUUAUAUCAAGCGCUGGAAGUUACUUGAGGAUGAUGGAUUGAGACAGAAGUCUGAAGUACAUGUCCGCAGCACUGUGUAUUCUAGAACCUACCAAAGUGCAGUUGCAUUUCUGUUUGGAUUUAUUCCUAAUUUUAAAUUAGAAGCUCUUCCAAUUAAACCUCAAGCUGGGAUUUAUUUCUGCUCAACAUAUCAUACAGGGUUCAAUUGUGCAUGUGCUGCAGCCUCCCAAUACCAUUCCAUGGCAGAAAAGGCUAGAUCUACUAUCUCCAAAAAUGAUAAGUUAUGGUUAAGCGUUAAAAGAGAUUUAUUAAAAAUGGUAAAAAAUGGACAACAAUGGUUAAAUGGUCUUUUUGAUAUCUCUACAGCUCACAUAUGUCAUGGUAUCGUACCUCCUUGCUUUACACCAGGAUGUAUGAAGGAAUAUAUUAAUAUGACAAGUAGAGUAAUUAAAGUUAAGGAUAGGUUAGGACAUGAGAACAUUUAUAAUGAAGCUUAUCAGAAGUUUCAAAGGUUAGCAAUUCAUCCCUUGAUAUUUGAAAUUGCUCUACGUAUGUUUAAUCAGACAAGAAGUCUGAAUGUGCCAAAGUUUGUGCUUUACUCGGGGCAUGACCUAACAGUGACAGCACUCUCUGUUGCUCUUGGGGUCAACAAUGGUGAGUGGCCUAAAUAUGCCACAAGAUUUGUCCUUGAACUAAUCCAAUCAAAAAAUGGCUCUAAAUUCUAUAUACGUGCAAUAUUUAAUGGCAAAGAUAUAACAUCUAAGGUUUUAUUUUGUCAAGGGAAGUUAGAAGAAGGCCUCUGUCCUGCUAAUGAAUUUUUCAUGUUUGUUUUAAAAGAGCAUAUAAGGAAGUAUUUUGAUGAUAGUAGUUACUUUAAAGCUUGUUUGAAAGCAAACAUCUAGUUCUUCACUACAUUUACUUUUGAACAUUGUAUUUGUAAUUUAUUUGGCAAUUGAGAAUUUUUGUUCAUUUUCAGAAUAAUGGUGCCUUUGUAGUUGGGCAAGUUUCAGUGUUGAAAGAAUAAGCUCAAAAUGGCAAUGGCAGACAAUAUUUGAUCAAAGGCAGUCUUUGAUUUUAGCUAAAUCAAGUAAAAAAGUAUAAAGAAAGAAAUGGCUAAACAUCUUCAGAAUCUGAGAAUUAGAUUAAAGGCAGAAUCUGAUCUAUAGGGGUGACAAAAUUACAAGCAACAUGUAUAAUUGACCUACCAAUCUAUUCCUUACAAUAUCAAAUACAAUAUCUCCCAAAAGAUUCAC
This is a messenger RNA of Owenia fusiformis, 2094 nucleotides long. The record is from the annotation of a GenBank genome assembly. NCBI's taxonomy places the organism in Eukaryota, Metazoa, Annelida, Polychaeta, Sabellida, Oweniidae.